AUGCCGGUGGCUGAGCUCACCUUCCGCCGGGCCAUGAUCAACAUUGCCGAUGCUGGGCGCUUGGGCGAGGGUGAGGACCUGAACGACGCUCUCCUGGACUUCUUUAUGAGGUUAGGCCAAUAUCUUAUCCCAAAAGGCGGUGAGAACGAAGCGCCAGUGUCUUACCUUGGUGCCAUCUUCUUCAAGCAGUUGCGGAGUGCCUUCGCCAACUCGGGAGAGGAAGGCUGGAAGAACGUGAUGAACUGGGCCAAGCGAAAAGCUGGUGGAUUGUUCAAGCCUGCCUUCGCUGCUUUUGCAGUGCCCAUCAACGAGGACCUGAAAGAUGAGAAGGGUCAGGAGGCGGGAAACCAUUGGUGGCUGGCGCUGGUGCUCAACCCCCAAGGGGGAGCCCGCGGCGAACCCACUGCGGUCAUGUGCCUCGAUUCUAUGCAGCGGCGCGAGAAGGUGCUGGAUCCGCCGUUGACUGGAAGCUUAAAAGGCAGUGUGAAUAGAUACACCUUGGAAGUGCGGAAGGUGGAACAAGCCGGCUAUUUGGUCAUUGUUAGCUUCAAAGCUAAAGGCGAUGGCAGUAUGGGGCCUUUGCCCAAACCGGGCGCGUCCAAACUCGUCGCCGAUGGAGUAGAGUGUAAAAACCCAGAGAUUGGUUUGAGGAUCAACAUGGGUGGCGAUGAUGAUGUGGCUGGUGAGUACGAGGGGACCUUGAGCUUUGCGUUGGAUGGCAGGGUUCGGUCCUCUACCUUCGUAUUACACUACGGAGAGGGUGGCUACACGCCCAUCACCUUGCAGUUUGACCCUUUCGCACUGACCAAGCUGCAGAAGGAUGUCUCUCGCUAUGUGGGCGGCUAUCUUGCCAAGGAGUGGGAGGUGAACGGUCCUGAUCGAAAGAAGCGCUAUGAGAAAACUUCGGCUCGCGCCUUGGUUGCGGAUGUGCAUCAGCAGGAAAAUUUGAACGACUGCGGUGUGUUCGUCUUGGAAAACAUGUUGCGGUCCUUAUCGAUGAAGAAAGACUUCCUGAAGCAGAUGUCUUCGGCCACGCCCAAGGUGGACCCAGCACCCCAGCUAUUGUGGAUACUGUACUUAUAUCCGCGAUGA
Molecule: messenger RNA, 1092 nt
Organism: Cladocopium goreaui
Lineage: Eukaryota; Dinophyceae; Suessiales; Symbiodiniaceae
Source: the annotation of a GenBank genome assembly